Molecule: messenger RNA, 13182 nt
Organism: Boleophthalmus pectinirostris (great blue-spotted mudskipper)
Lineage: Eukaryota; Metazoa; Chordata; Actinopteri; Gobiiformes; Gobiidae
Gene: prkdc
Product: protein kinase, DNA-activated, catalytic subunit
Exons: 86
Coding region: 118-12453 (4111 amino acids)
Biological process (GO): immunoglobulin V(D)J recombination; telomere maintenance; double-strand break repair via nonhomologous end joining
Cellular component (GO): nucleus
Molecular function (GO): DNA-dependent protein kinase activity; protein binding
Source: RefSeq, a predicted model, not a curated record
GUGUUGUGCAGAUUUUGGAACUGUGGCGGCGAGUCUCAUACAUUUUCCCAUCUUUCAAUCCUUUCUGCAAAAACAAUGCACCGUUUUGCCCUAAAUCUGGUCUAAACCCGCGCACUCAUGUCUUCUGCUCCCAGCUCCACCGCGGGUGGGAUACAGGGACUUCUCCUCAAACUUCAUGAGUCACUUUCAGAUGAAGAUAAACGGGGUGCAGCUCUCAGAUGCCACGAUAUUGUUGGAGACCUGGGACAAGAAUGCAUGCUCACCCCGUCCGACAAUGAGCUCGCUUUGCAGACCUCAUUGCUGUUCUCAAAAGAUUUUGGACUACUUUGCUUUCUCAAAAAAACCUUGGGAUCUGAUGAGCUUCGUGAUGCUCGGGUGGACAUUUUGGGUUUCUUGGACAAGUUUUUGGACAAACUUUCUCCAAGAGUGCGUGGCUGGGAGAAGACUUAUGCAACAGACAUCAGAGACACUUGCAUGGUGGUGUACACAAAAGAUAAAGUGGCCAAAUGCAGGGCUCCAGUGCUAGAGCUGCUUAUCAAGCUCCUUCAAAGCACAAAAGCUUCCACUGUUGCUGCUGACUUCAGAGUCCCCGAGAUUUUCAACAGAUUUUACAGCGAGUUAUGUCAGAAAAACAAACUCCCAGACUCCGUGCUUGGUAAAAUAUAUGAGUUACUGGGGGUUCUUGCGGAGGUCCACCCAAAUGAAAUGGUGAACAAUUCGGACAAGCUGUACAAGGCUUAUCUGGGAGAGCUCAAAGAACAGAUGACCUCCUCAACAAGAGAACCCAAACUUUUUGUUGUUGCUGGAUGUUUGAGAGGAUUAACUGCUUUAAUGGUCAAUUUUACCAAGACAAUGGAUGAAGACCCAGCAACAUCCAAAGAAAUCUUUCAGUAUGCCUUGAAAGCAAUCAGCCCCCAGAUGGAAAUGACCCGAUAUGCUGUCACAUUCGCUGGAUUGCGACUGUUUGGGAAACACGCACCUCAGUUCAGUACCUGUUUAAUGGACCAUUAUAAAACCAUAUUUGAGGUGAUGUCCAAACUCUGUGGUCACAUAAAUCCAGAGAUGAAGAAGACCAGCUACUACGCACUGGAAGCCUUUCUCAAACAGGUUGCCAUGUUGGUGGCUGAUAAUAUUGAGGAGCAUAAAGGCAAACUGAAGUUCUUCAUGCAGAGGUUUUGUGGCAUCAUUAAAACUAUGGACUCUACACAUAAAGAGUUGUCCAUCGCCAUUCGAGGAUAUGGAUUAUUUGCAGCUCCAUGUAAGAAGGUGUGCCCCCAGGACGUGGACCUCAUGUACACAGAGCUGAUCCAGCGCUGUAAACAGAUGUACCUCACAGAGUCCGACGGAGAAGACGACUCUUUCUACCAGCUGCCCAGCUUCCUCGACUCCAUCGCCAGUGUUAUCAUACAUCUGGACAAGAUCCCUGAGGUGUACACUCCUCUACUAGAGCGCCUCCUUGUGGUGCAAAUUGACAGCUUCCCUCAGUACAGUGAGCGGAUGCAGAUAACUUGUUGCCGGGCGAUUCUCAAAGUGCUGGUUGCCAUGGCUUCCAAAGGACCAGUGCUAUGGAGUUUCAUUAGCUCUGUGGUUCACCAGGGUUUGAUCCGAGUCUGUUCCAAGCCUCUUACGACUGAGGACAAAGAUGCAGACACUGGCCCAGAAGCUCAAAUGCGAACUGGAAAUUGGAAAGUUCCUUCAAGUCAGAAUUACCUCGCCCUGUACAAAAGUCUUUUGGACUGUGAUCAGUUAAAGGAUACUGGAUACUUGGAUGGUGCUUUCGAAAGCCAAAAUGCUGCUCUUAGAUCUUUAAGUCAUCUGAUUUAUGAUGAACUGGUGAAAUCCAUUCUUCGUAUUGUGGAGAAGCUGGACCUGUCUGUUCAAAAAGUCACUCCUGGAGAAGAGGGCUCUGAUGAUGUGUCCCAUGCUCUGCCCUCAUCUGAUCCAACUGCUCAUCUGUUACCGAAUAAAGUCAAAGAUUUCACUGCGUUUAUCAACCUGGUGGAUUUCUGCAGUGAGUUGUUGCUGAGUCAACACUUGGAGUAUUUUGAAUCUUGGAUGUAUCCUUUAAGCCAUGAACUCAUCCUUCACUCCAUAAGAAACCCUCUUGUCAGUGGCUUCUAUAAACUCCUGUCUGUCACAAUGAAAAUCGGAAAAAGAAUCAAAUAUUAUCAGGGAGUUGGACUAAAAAGCUCUGAUUCUACCAAAAUUGACACUGUUAAAAAUGCCUGUUUUGCCCUUUUUGCAAAGUUUGGGAAAGAGGUUUGUGUGAAAAUGAAGCAGUACAAAGAUGAACUCCUGGCUUCCUGUUUGACUUUUGUUCUGUCGCUGCAUCACAACAUUAUAGCUCUGGAUAUCAAGGCCUACACCCCUGCUCUAGAGGCAGCUCUGAAGCUUGGUCUAAGCCACGUUCCUUUGGCUAACACUGCCCUCGAUGCUCUUGAGGAUUGGUCCAGUUAUAUUCCACUGGAGACAAUGCAGCCGUGUUAUACAACUAUUCUCCCUCUUUUGGAUGGAUACCUCAAAACCACUUCCAAUGACAACAAAGAUGACAGCAGCUGGGAGGUGAUGUCUUCUGUAUCUACAAGAAAUGACAAAGGAUACAGCAGAGUUAUGACCAGACUGCUCAAACAAUCCAAGCAACUCACCGUGGAAGAAGCUCCCCUUGUCACCGUGAGGCUCAGAGUGGUGAAGCUGCUUGGUCACUUGGGAGGAAAACUGAACAGGAACCUUGUAACUGUUGUUUCUUCAGAGGAGAUGAUGAAGAAGUUUGUGGCCUGGGACUCAGAGAAGAGGCUGAACUUUGCUGUACCUUUUUCGGACAUGAAACCAGUGAUUUACCUGGACCCCUUUCUCCCUCGCAUCAGCGAACUGGCUCUGUCCACAAGCGACAGACAAACUAAGGUUGCUGCUUGUGAACUGCUCCACACUUUGGUGAUCUACAUGGUUGGUAAAAGUGCUCAAAUGGCUGAAGGGGAGAACAGUCUACCACCCAUGUACAAAUUGCACAAGAGACUGUUCCCUGUGCUACUGCGUCUGGCCUGUGACGUAGACCAGGUUACCAGACAACUUUUUGAACCUCUAGUGAUGCAGCUCAUUCACUGGUUUACGAACAACAAGAAAUUUGAGAGUCAAGACACAGUUGCUGUUCUGGAAGCCAUUUUGGAUGGUGUAGUGGACCCCAUGGACAGCACUCUGAGAGAUUUCUGUGGCCGUUGUAUUGAGGAGUUUGUGAAGUGGUCGAUUAAACAAACGACCCCCAAACAACAAGAGAAAAGUCCAACCAACAUGAAAUCCUUAUUCAAGAGGAUUUACAGUCUGGCUCUCCAUCCCAGUGGCUUUAAAAGACUUGGGGCAGCUCUGGCUUUUAACAGUAUCUACAGACUAUUCAGAGAGGAAAACUCAUUGGUGGAGCAGUUUAUUUUUGAAAUUCUUGUGGUUUUUAUAGAAAGUUUGGCUCUUGCACACUCAGAUGAACGCUCUCUGGGAACUAUACAACAAUGCUGCAGCGCCAUAGAGCAUUUGAAAAGAGUCAUUAUACAUAAGGCACCAAAUCUCAACCAGCACAAUACAAAGAGACGUAUCCCAAGGGGCUUCCCUCCUGAUGAGAAGUUGUGUUUGUCUCAUGUUAUUCUGUGGCUCCUUGAACAAUGUGGUCGACCUCAGACUGAAUGCAGACACAAAUGCAUGGAGCUCUUUUAUAAGUUUAUUCCUCUUCUUCCAGAGAAGAAGUCUGCUCCUCAGUGGUUGGACGGUAUGCUAAAGCAGCAUGGAGCAGAGUUUUUAGUUUCACAUUUUGAAGGUGGGGGCCUUCUGUCUCAGCCCACCCUCCGAGACCUGAGCGCCCCCUUCAGCGUGAGGGCGGCUCUGCAGUGGAGCGACCUCCUGUUGGCCGCUCUCGACUGUUACAACACCUUUAUUAACCUGCACAUCAUCAGGCCUCAUCAUAUGCUUGCUGCCAAAGACAAGUCAGUUUUCCUGAAGGCUGUUGGGUUUUUUCUGUCUGAACUGGCAACCCGAGAUCUGGCAGCCGCCGAGAGCUGUUUCCAAAUCAGUGAAAAGACAUCUCACUUCAGCCCCCGAGAGGUCGAUCAGUACAACUACAGCAAAUGCACCAUCAUCGUUCGACUGCUGGAGUUUUCCGCCAUGAUUCUGGUCGAAGGAGAUCAGGAGUUUUGGAAGGGUCUUGAACAGGAUUUUUUCAGCCCUGUUUUCUUUGAGCUGUUGGCGCUGGUCGUGUGUGAACCGUCUUCAGUUGGAUUCAACAUGGCCGAUGUGGAGGUGAUGAAUAACCUGCCUGAAGUGUGUGUGCCUCUGCUCAAAGCCCUUGUGGCCUCUCCGUACCAGAGCAGAGUGGAGAGCAGCUUACGGGCCAAAAUAUCACGGAAAAGUGUGGAAGAUCUGUGUGCUGUGGACUUCUAUGAUUCAGAGGCUCUGAAACACCAGGAUCAGAUGGAGACGCUUCUCUCCUCCUGCAAACAGAUCCACAAAGCAGGCUUCCUCAACUCCAUACUGCACAGCCAGGAUGCAGUUUAUGCAAAAUCAAUUGGGACCAAACUCCUCAUGACUGUGUAUAAAGGCAUCGCUCCAGGUAAAGACAGGAGCGCUCUUCCUUCUCUGGAUGUGAACACGAAGAGACUGGCAGAUGGGCUUCUUCAGCUGGGCUUUUCUCUCAGUCAACAGAGUGCACAGCUGGUGGACCUGCUGCUGAACACCAUCAUGCUUUCAGUGCCAAUAUCUGGAAGCCACAGCUACAACUUUUUAAACUUUUCUCAUGGAGAGUAUUUUUAUAGCCUUUUUCAAACCACCAUCAAUGCUGAGCUGCUCAAAAGUCUGACCACCACAGUCCCCCAACUCACUAAGGCUGCCUCCCAAAACCCCACUAUGGUGAGUUUGUUGCUGAAUGGGAUGCUGGACCACAGUUUUAGGGAGCGUUCAGUGAGGAAGACUCAGGGCAAACAGCUGGUGGAGGAGGUGCUUAAAAGAUGGGGUGAUCUGAGCUCCUGGUGGGACGGAGAUGCAGCCACUCCAGAGAGCAAAACUGCUAUUCUGGUCCUGCUGUCCAAGCUCCUACAGAUUGACUCCUCUGUCUGCUCCUCAAAUACCCACAAUGCCUUCAAACCUGUGUUCAGUACUUUUAAAACUCUGCUGGUGGACAUGAGCCUGCCUCUAAAUCUCAAGAGCCAGGCUUUGUUGGUGCUGCCCUUCUUCACGACUCUACCUGAGCAGCCGUUGGCGGAGUUACAGAAAGCGCUGGAUGCCCUGGUGGCCUCACAUUUCCCAAUGCAGUCCGAUGAAUUUGCCAAAGGAUCUCUCCAUCGCAACAACUACAUGGACUGUGUGCGCAAGUUGUUAGACGCAUUGGAGCUUUCCCAUAGUCCUUUGCUGCUGAAACUGAUGGCAGGUGUUUUGUGUCGGGACAAAAAGCACAUCAUGGAGGAACAAUUUCAGGCUUGUUUCCAAAGAAUAGCUAAAAGGGCUACCACAGAAAGGCAGUUGGAGCUCCUGUGUGUGAUAUACAGAGUAGUCCAGAGCGGAGAUGUGCCCACAAACUCAAUGCUCCAGGCUUUGACAGAGAGGGUCCUGCUGCCUCUGGCCUCUCACUGCGCCACCAAGGCCCUCAACGACUUCUUUGUGAAAAAUGUUUCAGAUAUAAUCACUUUCCUGCUCACUCGCUUCACCAAGUCCAGUGAAACAACAUUUGAACUCCAGUUGUUCAAGAAAAUCGGUUGCUACAAACUGAUGGAGCUGCUCUACUCUCGUCUCCCCAAAGAAGAUGUUUACUCCAAAGAAUCACGCAUCAACCAGGCUUACUGCCGCUUUGAAAAAACUGAAGGAAACGAAAUGUCUAAAGCUCUGAUCAAGUCUUGUUUCGAAUCCUUUACUGAGAACAUGGCUGGUGAGACUCAGUUGCUUGAACUUCGGAGACAUUUUCACUGCGCUGCUUAUAACUGCGCCAUCGCUGCCAUCAGCUGUAGUUUUAGUGAACCCAAAUUUUACCAGGGCUUUUUGUUCAUCGAGAAACCAGAAAAGAAUCAGUUUAUCCUGGAAAAUAUAAUUGAUGUUUCAAGGACCUACCACUUCCCUAUUGAAAUUGAGGUGCCCCUUGAGAGAAAAAAGAAAUACAUCAUGAUCCGAAAAGAGGCCAAUGAAGAAAAUGGAGAAGUACCAGUGUACCUGUCGUCUCAGUCGUACAUGGCGGAUAGCAGUCUGAGUGAAGAGAUGAGUCAGUUUGAUUUCUCAACUGGAGUGCAAAGCUUUUCCUACAGCUCCCAAAACCCAGAGGGGCGCAGGAGGGCCACUGUGAAGAAAGAGACAGAGGAGUCCACUUCCUCCCAGGAUGCGAUGGUCGACCUGGAAAUGGAUGAGCUAAACCAGCAUGAGUGUAUGGCAGCCAUGACAGCUCUGAUCGGGCACAUGCAAAGAAACAACAUCACCCCUAAUGUUCAACAGGGGAGUGCUCCUAGUGAUCUUCCACCAUGGAUGAAGUUUCUCCAUGGAAAACUGUCGAAUCCAGCCACACCUUUGAACAUCCGACUUUUCAUCGCAAAGCUGAUCAUCAACUCAGAGGAGGUGUUUCGUCCGUAUGCAAAGUCCUGGUUGGGGCCACUCCUUCAGCUCGUCGUCUCUGAAAAGAACGGAGGAGAGGGCAUUCACUUCAUGGUCGUGGAUAUUGUGGUCACUGUACUCUCGUGGACAACAAUAGCAAGCCCAAAGGGUAAUACGAGGGAUGAGGUGCUGGCAAACCGCUUGUUGGAGUUUUUGAUGAAAAACAGCUUUCAUUCAAAGAGGGCAGUUUUCCGUCACAACCUAGAGAUCAUUCGGACUUUGGUUGAAUGUUGGAAAGACUGUCUACACGUGCCCUACAGUUUGAUUUAUGACAGAUUUUGUGGUACGGACCCGAACAGUAAAGACAAUUCGAUCGGACUUCAGCUUCUGGGAAUCAUCUUGGCAAACAGCCUUCCUGCUUAUGAUGCUACAUGUGGCAUUGACUAUGACAAGUACAUUCUUUCUCUCACCAAUAAUGUGACUUACACACGGUAUAAGGAAGUCUACUCAGCAGCAGCUGAGAUAAUUGGCCUGAUCUUGAAGAAUAUGACUGAAAGAGACAAUCAACAUCAGCAGCUCUUCGAUCUUGCUGCAGCAAAAAUCGCAAGUUUGGGAAAAAAGGAAAUGAACGAUAAAUUUAUAAUCUGUUUGAAUAAAAUCUCCAAGCACUUUCCUCCUUUUAUGGAUAAGUUUGUGAAUUUGGCGUUCUACCUGCUGCCAAAGCUUCAUGGCAUCUUGAAAACGAACUGUUUGGAGUGUGUCCUGAGCCGAGCAGACGUCACUCCAGAGAUCUUUAUGCAGCUCAAAACUUCAGGCUUCAUUCAGAUGAUGGCGCACAGGGAUGAGGGCAGACAGAGGGUGUGUCUGGACAUCAUCCAUAAGAUCCUGUCUGUGCUGAGUCCAGUGGAGCUGCAGGAGCUUCUGGGGUCUGUGACUGCGUUUGUGUCCCACCCAUCACCUGUGUGUAGAGAGAGAAUGUACGAUAUCCUCAUGUGGAUUCAGGACAACUACAGUGAUUCAGAAAGUAUGGAGGACAGCACAUCAGUGGAGGUUUUGAAUUCAGCCAAAGAAACUUUACUUCAGGGGCUGGCCGAGGAAAACCAAGGUCUUCAGCUGUACGUCCGUAAUUUCUGGAGUCAGGAGAAGCGUCUUCCCACUGCGACCUUUGACCGGAUGACGAUGGUGCUGCGCUCGCUCUACACGACUCAGAUCGAGAGGUGCUUUUUGAGUUUGGCCACGAAUCUGCUGCUGGAAAUGACAAGCCAGAGUCCAGACUUCCAGAGAAACAUGUUUGAAUAUCCACUGUCUGAGUGCACUUUUCAGGAUUAUGUGAUAGACUCAAAUUGGCGCUUCAGGAGUACAGUGAUGACCCCUAUGUUUGUGGAGACUCAGAGCUCUCAGGGUUCGGAGAGCGUCAUGGCAUCUCAGUCGGCGUUGAUGAAGGGGAAACUCCGAGCUACACAGACCACCCUCGAGUUCAGCCAAACACAGGCACCAGGAGGUCGGAGGUCGGCGUAUAACUGGCUCACUGGGAGUAGUGUGGACACGUUGGCUGAGUACUCGCUGGGCUCGGAGUCGCUGUCGUCAUUGAUGGUUUUCGAUAAAAAAUCCGAAAGACAAACGUCCAGAAAACCGGUUGGAGAAGGUUUUGGGAUGAGGCGCCUCGCUGCACCCACCGACGAAGUGGACAGUCGCACUCAAGCACAAAAUGAACAACGCAGAAACAUCUUAAGACUUCGUCGCAGAUUCCUGAAAGAUCAGGAAAAAGUCAGUUUGAACUACGCCCAGAAAGAAAUCCAACAGCAAAGGCAGAAAAGGGAGGAGAAGGCAGAUCAGAGGCUACGAAGAGAGGCUCAGGUGACACUGUAUCGUAACUACAGAGUGGGAGACUUUCCAGAUAUUCAGAUCCCUCACAGCAGCCUCAUCGCUCCACUGCAGGCUCUGGCACAGAAAGAUCCUAUUUUGGCCAAACAGCUGUUCAGCUCUCUGUUUACUGGGAUCCUCCACGAAAUGCAGAAAAGUAAAUCAUCCACAGAGGGGCAGAGGAUUAAAGAUGAGUUAAGAUGUUACAUGGACACCUUUCUGAAGAAGAGUACCAUCUACUUCCCCCCGUUUGUGGCCUGUGUGCAGGACAUGUGUUACCAACAUAAAGAACUGCUUGAUAUUGAUCCAGCGAAUAUCAGCUCGUCUUGUCUGGUCAGUCUCCAACAACCAUCAGGCAUUUUGCUUUUGGAGGAGGCAUUGUUGCACACUUUAGUCCCAAUGGAGCCACCAUCCAAACGAUCGAGAGGGCCCAAAGAGCUCCCUCCUGACACCAAUAAGUGGAUUCACCUCGCAAGAUUGUACAGAUCUUUGGAGGACUUUGAUGUUGUGCGCGGGAUCUUUGGAAGUAAAGUGGGGACCAAGUCUAUCACUUGUUCUGCUCUUCAAGCUGAGGCUCACACAGACUACGCAGAAGCAGUCAAACUCUACAAUGAGGCGUUGAACACUGAUGAGUGGAGUGAUGGCCCACCCACAGACGCAGAGAAGGACUUCUGGGAGAUUGCAGCAAUGGAGGCGUAUAGUCACCUGACCGAGUGGGCAUCUCUGCAAUACUGCUCCACUGUUUACAUCGACGAAGGCUCUCCACCUGACCUGGAAAGGAUGUGGGCGGAGCCUUAUCACCGGGAAAUGUAUUUGCAGCACAUGAUUCGCAGCAUGUUGAAGCAGCUGCAGCUCGGGGGGGCAGACCAGACCCUCCUUAGCUUCAUCGACAAAGCGAUGAAGGUCGAGGAGCGAAAGAAACUACUGGAAAACCAUUACAGCCAAGAACUCAGCCUCCUCUACAUCCUGCAAGAAGACUAUGACCGGGCGAAAUACUACAUCAAAUACGCCAUGGAACUCUUUAUGCAGAAUUAUUCCAGUGUGGAUACGCUGCUUACCAAGAGUCGUCUAACCAUCCUGCAGUCAGUACAGGCCCUAACAGAAAUCCAAGACUUCCUGUUGUUUGUUAAAGGGGAUGUGUCCGUGUCCUCUCUGAAGCGGCUCACUCGACUCUGGACCGAGCGGUAUCCUGAUCCUAAAGUAGAUCCAGUGAAUGUCUGGGAUGAUAUCAUUACAUCAAGGUGUUUCUUUUUGGACAAAAUCCUUGAAAAGUUAAAAAGCCAGGGGUCCACUGAUGACAUGGAAGUGGAUGGGGAGCCUGACAUUAUCUCUUUGGUGAAUAACUGCAAGUUUAGCAUGAAGCUGCAGAUGGCGAACAGUGCGUGGAGUCAGAAUAACUUCCCGGUUGCGACUAAGCUGCUGAAAGAUCUUCACAGAGACGCCAAGUCGAACAGGAGCUGGUUACUGCGCUGGGUCCAUAGUUACAGCCGCUAUAGUCACAAACGCAGCCACACACUCAGCCCUGUGGAGCAGAUCAACACAAUGUUAAAGACUAUUCCACUGCUUGAGGACCUCCAGGCAGAAGUCAAAAGUGGAACAGCCAAAGUUUUCCGAUAUCAGAAAAUACUCCAAGGCACGUCAUUCCACGUUAUGGCCACAGCAAUGGGCACCAGUCCUUCUGUUUUGGGAACCAUUGACGCAGAUAAAGCCAAGAAGCUGGUGAGGCUGUCAGGACAAACAUGGCCAGCUGAAGAUCCAAAGAAAGUGGAAGUUGGUCUACAUCUGCAGGCCCUGAAGUUGUUUUGUGAAGGCACCAGGAAGGCCGAGGAGGAGGUGCAGUCGUAUAAACAGGACUGUGUGGAGUCUGGCAGCCUCAUAGAGACCUACAUGGCUCUGGCCAACUUCUGUGACAAACGACUACGAGAGGAGGAGCAGAGGGAGAAUGACAGUCAGUUCCCAGAUCUACUGGCCCUCCCUGCUCACAUAAUUGAAAGCAUGUUAAAAGCUCUCAAACUGAACUCUGAAGAAGCUCGUCUUAAAUUUCCACGACUGCUGCAGAUCAUUGAGUUGUACCCUUCAGAAACACUGGACAUCAUGACCAAAGAGAUGAUGUCAGUGCCUUGCUGGCUGCUAAUUGGCUGGAUCAGCCAGAUGGUGGCUCUUUUGGACAAACCAGAGGCAGUGGCGGUUCAGUAUUGCAUUGAGCAGAUAGCAAAGUCGUACCCCCAGGCCCUGGUCUAUGCCCUCAUGAUCAGUAGUGAGAGCUACCAGUUUGAAGACUCUGCUACAGGGCACCAACAGCGCCAGUUUGUUAACAGACUGAAGAGUGUACUGGACCAGGGUGGGGCUGUGAAACGUUUUGUGGAUGCAUUGCAGCAGCUGACCAAUCCAGACAUGAUUUUCAAGGACUGGUGGGACGGUGUGAAAAAUGAACUGGAGAAACCCAGUUUUGAUAAGAAGCAGAUGGAUGAACUGUACAAAGAAAUGUACUCCUCACUUGGAAAUCAAAACACUCAAGGACAUGGGGCCUUCAGACGGAAAUUUGUCCAGAAAUUUGCCAAGGAAGUGGAGAGUCUGCUGGGCGCUAAAGGCAGUAAACUGUUUGAGAAGAGAAAAGAUAAAAGUUUUGUGAAGAAAGUGGAUGAACUGGCCAUGUCCAUGAAAGGAUUUCAUAAGAAGGAACCUGGCAACCUAAAAGAAUACUCCCCCUGGCUGAGCAGCUUUAAACAAGGACCACUGAGCAACGAGUUGGAGAUACCAGGACAAUAUGAUGGCAGAUCUAAGCCUCUGCCGGAAUACCAUGCUAAAAUAACUGGUUUUGAUGAAAGGGUGAAAGUUAUGUCUUCUAUCCGUCGUCCCAAGCGCCUGAUCAUUCGUGGGGACGAUGAGAGGGACCACCCGUUUCUGGUGAAGGGGGGAGAGGAUCUGAGACAGGACCAGCGAAUAGAGCAGCUUUUCUCUGUCAUGAAUAUAAUACUCAGUCACGACACCGCAUGUACACACAGAGGCCUGCAACUGCGCACAUAUCAAGUCAUUCCCAUUAACACAAGAAUUGGACUCAUUGAAUGGAUGGAAAAUACCUGUACACUGAAGGACUUUUUGACCAACACAGCGACAGAAAAGGAGCAAAAAACAGCUACAAAACCCUUUGAAGUUUACAAUGAGUUUCUGUCCAGUGUAUCUCAGAAAUAUGACAAAAACGCAGGUAUCGUAGCACAAUACAACAUUGCAUACAGGAAAGCCAGUCGUGCUGAUGUGGUGAAGAACUUUCAAAACGUGUUGCAGUGGGUGCCCCGUGAUCUACUGAAGAGAGCGUUUCUGAAGAUGUGUAACAGCCCCGAGGCCUAUCUAUCCCUGAGGUCUCACUUCAUCAGCUCUCACGCGCUGCUCUGUGUCAGUCACUGGGUGCUGGGGAUUGGAGAUCGGCAUCUUUCAAACUUUAUGAUCAACACAGAGACAGGGGGCAUGAUCGGUAUAGACUUUGGACACGCCUUUGGGUCAGCUACGCAGUUUCUACCAGUGCCAGAGCUGAUGCCUUUCCGACUGACGCAGCAGUUUGUGAACCUGAUGAAGCCUUUGCAGGAGUCAGGCUUGAUCCAGAGCGUCAUGGUUCAUUCACUCAGAGCCUUCAGAGCAGAGCCAGACCUGCUGCUCAACACUAUGGACGUCUUUGUCAAGGAGCCUUCACUUGACUGGAAGAACUUUGAGCUGAAACAACUGAAGAAGGGAGGCACGUGGACCAAAGAGGUGGACACCAAAGAAAUCAACUGGUAUCCUCUUCAGAAAGUGAACUUUGCCAGGAGGAAGCUAGAGGGCGCUAACCCAGCUACUAUUACAAGUGAGGAGCUGAAGCUGGGAUUUGAGAAAGACCCAGCCUUCGCGGGCCUGCAGUCUGUGGCCUUGGGGACCAGAGGAGUGAAUGUGCGUGCAGAUUUGCCACCUGAGGGUCUGUUGGUGGAGAAACAGGUCGACUGCCUCUUGGACCAGGCCAUGGACCCUAAUAUACUGGGCAGAGUGUGGGCCGGCUGGGAACCCUGGGUCUAAAGCAUCACAUUUUAAAGUGCCUGUGACAUAUUAGACUACUCACCAAAAUACAGUUAAGAUAAUUAUAUUUACGAUUUAAAAUGAAAUUUCACUUUUUUUCCCCAAUUUCGCCAAUUUGUAGGUUUUAAAUUUUACUUCCUGGUUGGAAAUCAUGACAUUACCCUAAAGAAUUACAUUACUGUUACCUCGCAAGCAUUCAAAUAUACUUUAUUUAUAUUCCACAUUUUACAAACGAAGCAGUUUCCAAAGUGCUUCACAGAGAUCAUAAAAUGAAGACGACAAAAGGUAAAUUGCUAAAAAUUUUAUCAUACCAGUCCUAAAACAAUAAAACCAGUAAAAAUCUAAUAAAAGCCAUAAAAAACAUAAAAUUCUGAAAAUAUAAAUAAAUAAAUAAACCAUGAUGUACUCCUCUAAUGUACAGAGACAUUUCUCCCUAAUGUUAUGUCAUCAGUAUAUCAAAACUCUCUACUUCUUGUAAUUUCCAACAUAUUUUUCAACUUUUCUUCACAAAUUUGCUUCUUGACUGGUGUAAAAAACUGUAAUUUAUAUUUAGGUAUGCAGGUAUUAUCCCACCAAAUGAAGUCAAUUUUGGAGAAUCAUAAAAGUCUGUCACACGCACUUUAAAAUAUGCUAUUAGGUAUUAUUGAUGUUAAGAUCUCAUGCAGAGAAAAAUACUGAACUGCUGAUAGUUUAUGUAAUGUGUUUGUUAAUAAAUGUGAAAGAAUUGGA